ACAUGUCCAAUUUGAAUUUUGCUUUAGAAUUUUCAGAAUAAUUCAACUGAUUUCCUUUGUAAAAUGCGUUGUAAAGAUUUUAUAUAACAGCAUGAAUAACGAACGAACUGGGGACAACUGCCGUCCAUUUAAAUUAGCCCAUCAAUUAGUGAGUCUCACAGGGAUAAGCUUCGAAAGAAAAAGUAUUAUUGGUUGUGUAGAAUUAACUGUUGUUCCUGACCGAAAUAACUUACGACAAAUCAAACUUAACGCAAAACAAUGUCGUAUAUAUAGAGUAACAUUAAAUGAAGAAUAUGAAGCCCACUUUCAAUACUUUGACCCAUUCCUUGAUGUUUGUCAAUCAGAUUCAGAAACGAGAAGUAUCGAGAAAUUUUCCCAACAUCACCUGAAUGCAGCUUUGAAAGUAGAUCCUGAUAAUAAUGCAGGGGAACUGGUGAUAACAGUGCCACCUGAAGCAACACAUUUGAUAGCCGAAGGUACAGCUUUAAGGGUUGGAAUAGAGUUUUCUCUUGAGCAGCCACAGGGUGGAAUACAUUUUGUUGUUCCCCCAAAGAAAGAAGGAACAAAUGUUGAAAAAACCGCUCAUUUAUUCACUCAUAGUCACCAAAACUCAACAAGGUUAUGGUUUCCUUGUGUGGAUAGUUAUGCUGAAGUUUGUACUUGGAAGUUAGAAUUUACUGUAGAUGAGGAUAUGACAGCAGUUUCUAAUGGUGAUCUCAUUGAAGUUGUUUUUACACCAGAUAUGAGAAGAAAAACUUAUCAUUAUACAUUGAAUGUACCAACUUGCGCACCAAACAUCUCGUUGGCUGUGGGACACUUCGAAGUUCUUGUUGAUCCAUUCAUGCAUGAAGUUACUCAUUUCUGUUUACCUCAUUUGAUGCCCCUGUUGAAAGUAACUUCACGAUAUGUACAUGAAGCUUUCGAGUUUUAUGAGGAGACAAUGUCCAAUAGAUAUCCUUAUAGUUGUUAUAAACAAGUGUUUGUUGAUGAGGCGGAUGAGGAUUACAAAUCGUAUGCUAGCAUGAGUAUUUUGAGAGUAGAUCUUUUGCACUCUGGUGUCAUUAUUGAUCAGGUUUUUGAGACCAGAAAGAUCAUGGCCCAAGCUGUUGCAGAGCAAUUCUUUGGAUGCUUCAUAUCGAUGCAAAAUUGGUCUGAUAUGUGGUUAAAUAAGGGUAUCAGCCAAUAUCUUUGCGGUCUGUACUGUAGAAAGAGUUUUGGAAAUAAUUAUUACAGGGCAGUUGUACAGAAUAUGCUUCUUGAAGUUGUGCAAUAUGAGGAGAAAUAUGGAGGUAUUGUGUUAGAUCCUAGCCAACCACCUCAACCACUUCCUGUAGGGGUAAACACUCCACAAACGAGUAGCAGUAAUGAACCAGAGGAAAAAUUUUAUUUCUCAAUUAGAAAUCUUCACACAAUGUCUCCCAUGUACGUGAAGGCUCUCCACAAAAAGUCCAUGUUGAUUAUGAGAAUGUUGGAGCAUAGGAUUGGGCAAGAGUUACUUCUUCAGGUUUUCAAUAAGCAAUUAUCGUUGGCUAUGAAUGCUGCCACUCAAAAAAUAAGAAGUUGCCUCUGGGGCCACAUGUUAAUCAGCACCAAUGUCUUUACUAAGGCAAUAUUCACGGUAACAGGAAAAGAUAUGGCCGUUUUUAUAGAUCAGUGGGUGAGGACUGGUGGUCAUGCGAAGUUUCAUUUGACUUCCAAUUUUAAUAGAAAAAGGAAUACAAUUGAAUUAGAAAUACGUCAAGAUGCCACUAAACAAUUAGGUAUAAGAAAAUAUGUAGGUCCCCUUUUGGUUACCCUUCAGGAACUCGAUGGUACCUUCAAACAUACGCUUCAAAUUGAAAACACAGUUGUAAAAGCUGACAUCACUUGUCACUCUAAAAGUAGAAGAAAUAAAAAGAAAAAAAUUCCAUUAUGUACCGGAGAAGAAGUGGACAUGGAUUUGAGUGCAAUGGAUGAUUCACCAGUGCUGUGGAUAAGACUGGAUCCGGAAAUGACGCUUUUGAGGUCUGUUGUUAUUGAGCAGCCAGAUUACCAAUGGCAGUAUCAACUUAGACAUGAACGAGAUGUGACAGCCCAAAUUGAGGCAAUUGUUGCUCUUGAGCGAUAUCCUACUCCUCCUACACGAAUGGCCUUAACAGAUACAAUAGAGAAUGAGCAUUGUUACUGGGAAGUACGAUGCAGGGCUGCUCAAUGUCUCACCAAGGUAGCCAAUGCGAUGGUGGCUAAUUGGGCUGGUCCGCCUGCUAUGCUUGCUAUUUUCCGAAAGUUUUUCGGAUCAUUCGCCGCACCACACAUCAUAAAACAGAAUAAUUUCACGAAUUUUCAACAUUAUUUCCUUCAAAAAACGAUUCCACUGGCCAUGUCCGGUUUAAGGAAUGCACAUAAAAUAUGUCCUCCGGAAGUUGUCCGAUUUCUGUUGGAUCUUUUCAAAUAUAACGAUAAUUCCAAGAAUCGAUACAGCGACAACUAUUAUAGAGCAACAUUAGUGGAAGCCUUGGGUCGUACGGUUACGCCUGUAGUAGCUGUCCAACAAGGAGCUCCAAUAACAUCUGAAAGUUUAAGUACAGAUACAAAAUUGAUUUUAGAAGAGAUAACAAGAUAUUUAAAUCUAGAAAAAGUGUUACCAUCUUAUAGGUAUACGGUAUCUUGUGCAUGUUUGAAAGCCAUAAGGAAUCUCCAAAAAUAUGGACAUCUUCCCAGUAAAUCUGUGCUGUUUAAAUUUUAUGCUUCAUAUGGCCAGUAUAUUGAUCUUAGGGUAGCUGCCCUGGAGUGCUUGGUUGACUUUGUCCAAGCAGAUGGUAAAAUGGAGGAUCUGGAAUUUUUGUUUGAUCUUCUAGAAAAUGAUCCAUAUCCUGGUCUCAAGCACAAACUUGCUGGAAUGCUGAUUCAAAGUCCUCCCUUCAGGAGAGCACAAAGGCAUAAGCUGGAUAAACCAGACUUAGUUGAAAGACUUUGGACCAAUAUAAAUGGAUUGUUCUCCCAUGAUUCCCGUCUACGUUGCGAUAUGGUAGAUAUCUAUUAUGCAUUCUAUGGAAACAAGAAACCGUUCUGUUUGCCUGAUCCAAAAUUGGAAGGCAUUUUCAGCCUGGAAAGGCAUAGGGCUGAUGCAGAGUCGAUGAAAAGUUCGAAACCUUCAACAUCUGUUUUUAAAAGAGAGAAGUCACCUGCUUCUUCUAUCGGCGGUAUGAAAUCCAUGAUUGAAUCAUCACAGAAAGAUUUAUCCAGUGGCGUAGUUAUAGAGGAACAAGUCGAUAUGAUGACAGACGUUAUAGUGACAGAUGAAAAGUUGAUGAAGGAUGAGCCUUUAGAUUUACAUGUUGAGGCCAGUGAGACAGUUGCAGUAAAACAAGAGUAUUAUUCUGACAACUCAGUUUCCUUACCCGGGAUGGGUCUGAGUGGUCCCGUAGGCUUUGAACCAGGAAUGUUCAAGACAGACGGAGAACAAAAACAGAAAAAAGAUAAAGAUGAUCCAACAAAGUUGAAAAAGAAGAAGAAAGAUAAGAAAAAACACAAGCAUAAGCAUAAGCACAAACAUGAGCAUAAGCAUAACAAGGAGAAAAAAGAGAAAGACCCAAAUAAAUUGAAGUUGAAAGAAGAAACAUUGAGCUCUGUGAGUUCCACCCCAAGUCCUCCGAAUGGAGGUAACCCCUCGUCAGAAAAUAUGUGAAUAGUGAAUAAUGAUAUGAUUUAGUUAAGUAGAAUUUACUGAAAUGUAGCUUUAUGUUCACUUCUGAAGAUUGUAUGAAGAUGAAACUUUCUUACAACAUUGAUAUUUUGUGUAAUAUAAGAACUAUUCUGAAUAAAGAUAAGGAGUUAAGAAA
Coccinella septempunctata (seven-spotted ladybird) is the source of this 3821-nucleotide messenger RNA. It is a transcript of the gene Taf2, whose product is annotated as transcription initiation factor TFIID subunit 2. Gene Ontology annotation, molecular function: zinc ion binding; transcription cis-regulatory region binding; RNA polymerase II general transcription initiation factor activity. The coding region runs from base 92 to 3667 and encodes 1191 amino acids. The record is from RefSeq and is a predicted model, not a curated record. The transcript has 16 exons. Gene Ontology annotation, cellular component: transcription factor TFIID complex. Lineage: Eukaryota; Metazoa; Arthropoda; Insecta; Coleoptera; Coccinellidae. Gene Ontology annotation, biological process: transcription initiation at RNA polymerase II promoter.